Molecule: messenger RNA, 2217 nt
Organism: Spinacia oleracea (spinach)
Lineage: Eukaryota; Viridiplantae; Streptophyta; Magnoliopsida; Caryophyllales; Amaranthaceae
Product: cysteine protease XCP2
Exons: 5
Coding region: 229-1851 (540 amino acids)
Biological process (GO): proteolysis
Molecular function (GO): cysteine-type peptidase activity
Source: RefSeq, a predicted model, not a curated record
GUUCCAAAGACCCAAUAUUAAAAUCAAAUUGUAGAAAACAAUAAAUUUGAGAUCUUACAAAGUUACAGACAGGCUGCUCAAUUUUAAAUGGAGCAUACUUAGCAAAAUUUAUGAUAAUGAUAAGGAAAAAAACAAAUGGAACAGUUCAAAUGUUCACCAAAUCAAAUCAAAAUAGCAAUAUAAUAAACCAUUUUGUUCAAACCCAAACUCAUUCUUCACCAUUCACCAAUGGGUAUCCAUAAACCGGUCCAUCAUCUUCUUUGGUAUUCUCUAAUCUUCUUACCAUGUCACUGCUGGACCAGACUCCCGGUUCAGUACUCCAUUGUUGGGUUCGAACCGGAAGAUUUACAGUCUGAUAAACGGAUGAUUGAACUUUUCCAGCAAUGGAGGGCAAAAAACGGGAAGUUAUACGAGCACGCGGAGGAGUCGUUGAAACUUUUCGAGAAUUUUAAACGGAAUAUGAAGUUUGUUGAUAGUAACUCGAACCGGAUCGGGUUCAAUAUUGGUCUGAACUGGUUAAGUGAUUUGAGCAAUGAGGAGUUCAGAGAGAGGUAUUUGGGAAAGGUGAAGAGUCCGGUUCGAUGGGAUCAACGGAGGGACACGCGCAAGAGCUCGGUGGUUACUUGUGACGCGCCGACAUCUUUUGAUUGGAGGAUGAAGGGUGCGGUUACUCCGGUCAAGGAUCAGGGUGUUUUUGGAAGCGGCUGGGCAUUUUCUUUGAUUGGCGCCAUUGAAGGAAUCAACGCGAUCAAUAAGGGAGAACUUAUCAGCCUCUCAGAGCAAGAGCUUGUAUAUUGUGACAAGAAUAAUGGUGGCUGUGAUGGGGAUUACAUGGACAAUGCAUUUGAAUGGGUCAUAAACAAUGGAGGUAUUUAUGGAGAAGCGAAGAACUCCUGCAUUGGAGGUGAUGGUACCUAUACUCCGAACAAGGUAGAAAACAAAAUUGUAAACAUUGAUGGAUAUGGAAAUGUUGAAGAAACAGAGGCAGCUCUCCUGUGUGCCACUGUCAGCCAACCAAUUAGUGUUGGUAUAGAUGCAUCCUCAAUUGAUUUUCAGCUAUAUACUGGAGGAAUUUAUGAUGGUACUUGCUCGAGCAAUCCAGAUGACAUCAACCAUGCAGUUCUGAUUGUUGGCUAUGGCUCUGAAGGGAACAACGAUUAUUGGAUAGUGAAGAACUCUUGGGGAACUAGCUGGGGAAUGGAUGGCUAUAUUUACAUAAGAAGGAAUACUAACUUACCAUACGGUGUUUGUGCAAUUAAUGCCUUAGCUUCAUAUCCGUCUCAGACAACUGUAGCCUCAUCUCCUUAUCCUUCUCCAACACCUCAAUCACCGCCUUCUCAAACACCACCUCCUGCCACCCCUCCAUCUUCUCAAACACCACCUCCUCCUACACCCACUCCAUCUUCUCCAACACCGCCUCCUCUGAUGCCUUCCCCUCCUCCUCCAUCUUCUCCAUCACCGCCUCCUCCAACACCAUCUCCUCCACCUCCACACCCUUCUCCACCGCCUGCUCCCUCUCCUAGUAAAUGUGGGGACUUCUCCUAUUGUCUGCCAGGCCAGACUUGCUGUUGCCUUUAUGAAUCUUUCGGAUUUUGUCUGAUACAAGGUUGCUGUGACUACACCAAUGCUGUCUGCUGUCCUGAAUCAGAUUAUUGCUGCCCUCAUAAUUACCCCGUUUGUGAUGUAUACGGUGGAUUAUGUCUGAAGAAAUUUGACCACCACCUCGGCGUUGCUUUGAUGAAGAAGAAGUGGGCAAAACCCACAUUACCCUGGAUUAAACAUGAAGAGAGUAAGGAAAUGACUUAUCAGCCGCUAAAAUGGAGGAGGAACGGGUUUGCAGCAGUGCGAUGAUCGAUCUUAAUGACUAUGCAUGUCAAUUGUAAUGUUGUUCAAGGUAAAAGAUGUUCAUCAGUUUCGAUCAUCUCCUUCAAUCUGCUAAACAUUCAUGUUAACAAUUGUUGAUCAUUGUCUCAAUUUUGUUGUUAACAUGUUUUAACACGGUGAUAUUAUCAUGAUAUGCCAUUCUUGUUUAGUAAUAAGUUGAGAAGAUUUGUAUCAAAACAUGCAUGUAGAAAGAUAAUAAGUGUGUUUUAGCUAAUGAUGUAAACUCGUAUUCAUCCUCCAUCUGCAGACUGCAGUGUGUUCUGUAAAAUUAAAUAAUUUUUAUAUGCAGCAAUUAAUUAUUAUGUAGAAAGAAAAUGAGUAUUCAGAUUACGA